Molecule: messenger RNA, 1519 nt
Organism: Phragmites australis (common reed)
Lineage: Eukaryota; Viridiplantae; Streptophyta; Magnoliopsida; Poales; Poaceae
Product: AT-hook motif nuclear-localized protein 18-like
Exons: 1
Coding region: 76-1083 (335 amino acids)
Biological process (GO): vegetative to reproductive phase transition of meristem
Cellular component (GO): nucleus
Molecular function (GO): DNA-binding transcription factor activity; minor groove of adenine-thymine-rich DNA binding
Source: RefSeq, a predicted model, not a curated record
GGACGGUGUCGGCAGCGAAGCUCCACCUGCCCGGCCGUCACGAGGCGCUCCAUAUGCUGCUCCCGACUCCUCCGCAUGGAUACAACUAAGCACAGCACAAAGUGCAAGCGGAACCGACGCACCAAAGCAGCAAAGCAGUGCUCACCUCCAUCUCUCUCUCCCUCCUCUUUCUCUCUCUUGCUAUCCUAUUCUUCAAGAUCCAAGAAGAGGAGGCAGGAAGGCAAGAAGCUGUGGGAUACUACUGUAGAGCAAGUAAGUGGCAGAUUGGAGGGUACGUGCAUGGCCAGCAGCAACAAGUGGUGGCAGGCGCCACUGGACUUCCCGCCGCCGCCGCAGCCCCAGCACCAGCAGCAGCAGGCGGUGUCCAUGCUGGCGCUGACUACAGCGUCAGCUCCCACGGCUCCAGCCACCGCCGCCGCCACCUCGCCGGAGGGCAAACAGCAGGGUCAGCAGCCGGGUGCGGCGGGGGCCAUCGUGCCGCUGCGGAGGCCGCGGGGCCGGCCGCUGGGGUCCAAGAACAAGCCGAAGCCGCCGGUGAUCAUCACGCGCGACAGCCCCAACGCGUUCCACUCGCACGUCCUUGAGGUGGCCCCCGGGGCCGACGUGGCGGCGUGCGUCGCGGAGUACGCGCGCCGCCGGGGGCGCGGCGUCUGCAUCUUGGGCGCGUCCGGAGCGGUAGGGGACGUCGCCGUGCGCGGCGUGGCGGCGCCGCUGCGCGGGCGCUUCGAGCUCCUCUCCGUGACGGGCACCGUGCUGCCGCCCCCCGCCCCGCCAGAGGCGUCCGGCCUCGCCGUGCUGCUAUCCGCAGGCCAGGGCCAGGUCGUCGGCGGCUGCGUCUUGGGGCCCCUCGUCGCCGCGGGGCCCGUUACGAUCUUCGCCGCCACCUUCGCCAACGCCGUCUACGAGCGCCUCCCCCUCCCCGACGCCGCCGACGUCGACGUCAAGCCCGACCUCUCCACCGCUACCUCAUCGGGGCAAGAAGGGCAGCCGCAGCUGCCAUUGGUGCCCUCCCAAUCUCAGGUCAUGGGCGCGGCCUACACCGACCAUCGCUCGCCGCCGUACCCCUGGGGAGGCAGCGUAUGAGCAACCUCAGCAUGGUUCUUGGCGUUCUUGGUUUUCUUGAUCUUAAAAUUCACUAGAGAACUAGGUUUUAUCAAGUUGACUGUUGGGCAAAUACAGCAUGCAGCAUGCAUGGAAUUGAUUCAUUGGUGCCCUUCUUGGGCUCUUGUAAUUUCCUUCUCCUUCAGUUGUGAUCUUGUUGUGGAAAAUUGGAGUGAUAUGACCAGAAGGAACCAAUGCUUUGGUGCAUUGAGCGAUCAGCAUCAUGCUUGGAGGUACAUCAGGCAGGCCAAGUGUUUUGUGUGAGGUGAGUGUUCUAGUUUACAAGCUUGGUUGAUACUUAGAAACUGGCUUUUAGCCUAGGGCAAGUAAAUGGAGCUCAUUUAUCAUAUCCUCCUUGUAUUUGAUUAAUGCAAUGAGAGAUUUGGGAUUGAGUUGCUAAGUUGUGCUGCAUUUUGUC